Messenger RNA from Triplophysa dalaica, 8567 nucleotides. It is a transcript of the gene kif1b, whose product is annotated as kinesin family member 1B. The transcript is spliced from 50 exons. Gene Ontology annotation, cellular component: cytoplasmic vesicle; dendrite; kinesin complex. Gene Ontology annotation, biological process: vesicle-mediated transport; microtubule-based movement; cytoskeleton-dependent intracellular transport. Gene Ontology annotation, molecular function: ATP binding; microtubule binding; plus-end-directed microtubule motor activity. Bases 448 to 5907 code for a protein of 1819 amino acids. Lineage: Eukaryota; Metazoa; Chordata; Actinopteri; Cypriniformes; Nemacheilidae. The record is from RefSeq and is a predicted model, not a curated record.
UGUAUUCUAAUUGGCUACAUGACGCAUUGCUCAUGCACUUAUGGAAUAUUAUUGGUCAACCCCGCUGUCGUUCAAGAUGUUGACAGGCCAGUUGACGUAAUCAUUUCAGUAAAUCAAGGCAUUCAUCCAUACCCUAAGCCAGCUAGAGGAUCGGUCUGACGGUACCACAGCUAGUCUUAUAAAAUAGAUAACAACCGCGAGCUUUCUAAGCGGCGCGAGACCUCCGGCGGAGAAUGAAACGCAGCUAUAAUGGGUGUAUUUAACAAAAAGGGAACUAUUACGAACUUAGCCGUCAGCCUAUUCUGAUUUCUUCUUCUUCUUCUUCUUCUGCUGCUGGUGGUAGACGUCAUUGGAGAAUUCACGUCGUGCAGGAUUUCUACGGUGCUCUCCGCGCGUGCACGUAUAGAGGAUAACUUUCUGUGGGAUUGAAACGCAACCGCUUCGACCAUGUCUGGCGCCUCUGUGAAAGUGGCUGUCAGAGUUCGGCCCUUCAACUCGAGGGAGAUCGGCAAAGAAUCAAAAUGUAUCAUACAUAUGCAAGGAAACUCCACCACUAUUUCGAACCCCAAGAACCCAAAAGAAGCACCUAAAUCCUUCAGCUUUGACUAUUCUUACUGGUCUCAUACCUCGACGGACGACCCCUGCUUUGCGUCACAGUGCCUGGUUUUCAAUGACAUUGGAAAGGAGAUGUUACAGCAUGCCUUUGAGGGCUACAACGUCUGCAUUUUCGCCUACGGCCAGACUGGAGCUGGCAAGUCUUAUACCAUGAUGGGAAAGCAGGAGGAGGGGCAGGAAGGCAUCAUUCCUCUGCUCUGUGAAGACCUCUUCGAGAAAAUCAAUGACAAUAACAAUGAUGAGAUAUCGUACUCGGUGGAGGUGGCUUAUAUGGAAAUUUACUGUGAGCGAGUAAGGGAUCUUCUUAACCCUAAGAACAAAGGAAACCUACGUGUCAGAGAACAUCCCCUGCUCGGGCCCUAUGUGGAAGACCUCUCGAAACUGGCCGUCACCUCCUACACAGACAUCGCUGACCUCAUGGAUGCUGGUAACAAAGCCAGAACUGUGGCCGCCACCAACAUGAACGAAACCAGCAGCCGUUCCCACGCCGUCUUCACUAUCGUUUUCACCCAGAGGAAAUACGACAGCGACACAGACCUGUCAACAGAGAAGGUCAGCAAAAUUAGCCUGGUGGAUCUGGCAGGAAGUGAGCGUGCUGACUCAACAGGAGCCAAAGGAACCAGACUGAAGGAGGGAGCAAACAUCAAUAAAUCUCUAACCACUCUCGGAAAGGUUAUUUCAGCACUGGCUGAGGUGGAUAAUUGUACCAUCAAGAGCAAAAAGAAAAAGAAGUCAGACUUCAUUCCUUACCGAGACUCAGUGUUGACAUGGCUGCUCCGAGAGAAUCUAGGAGGGAACUCCAGGACAGCUAUGGUUGCCGCUUUGAGCCCCGCUGACAUCAACUAUGAUGAAACUCUCAGCACACUCCGAUAUGCUGAUAGGGCCAAGCAGAUCAAGUGCAAUGCCGUCAUCAACGAGGAUCCCAAUAACAAGCUGGUGCGGGAGCUUAAAGACGAGGUGCUGCGGCUGAAGGAGCUGCUUCAAGCCCAGGGUCUGGGAGACAUCCUGGACAUCGAGCCAUUGGGGGAUGAUUGCCUUGGAAGUGGAGUCAAAUACCUGAAAGAUAUACACAACAAUAAGCAUAGAUACUUGCUUGCCUCAGAGAACCAACGGCCUGGCCAUUUCUCCACAGCGCCUAUGGGCUGCCUGACAGCCUCUCCAUCCUCCGGCUCUCUCUGCAGUCAGGCAGGUCUACAGUCCGUCUCCAGCAUCCAGGAACGCAUCAUGUCCACGCCUGGUGGAGAAGAGGCCAUCGAGAGGCUGAAGGAGUCCGAGAAGAUCAUAGCUGAACUGAACGAAACCUGGGAGGAGAAGCUGAGGAAAACAGAGGCCAUCCGUAUGGAGAGAGAAGCGCUGUUGGCAGAAAUGGGCGUGGCCAUAAGAGAGGAUGGAGGAACCCUGGGUGUCUUCUCUCCUAAAAAGACCCCUCACCUGGUGAAUCUAAAUGAAGAUCCUUUGAUGUCAGAAUGUCUUCUCUAUUAUAUCAAAGAUGGAAAAACAAGGGUGGGUCAGGCAGAUGCAGAGAGGAGACAGGACAUUGUUCUAAGUGGAGCGCACAUCAAAGAAGAGCACUGUAUCUUCCGCAGCGAGAGGAAUGCCAACGGAGACGUGAUCGUCACGUUGGAGCCAUGUGAGGGAUCUGAAACAUACGUGAACGGAAAACGUGUGAAUUCUUCAGUCCAGCUGCGCUCAGGUAACCGCAUUAUCAUGGGAAAGAACCACGUGUUCCGCUUUAACCACCCUGAGCAGGCUCGCGCGGAGCGUGAGAAAACCCCAACGGCGGAGACCCCCGUAGAGCCGGUGGACUGGACCUUUGCCCAAAGAGAACUGCUGGAGAAACAGGGUAUCGACAUGAAGCAAGAGAUGGAGAAGAGGCUAACAGAGAUGGAGAUCCUGUAUAAGAAAGAGAAGGAGGAGGCCGACCAACUGCUCGAACAACAGCGACUGGUCUAUGAGAGUAAACUGCAAGAGCUGCAGAAACAGGUGGAGACUCGCUCGCUGGCCGCAGAGACACCAGAUGAAGAGGAAGAAGAGGAGGAAGAGGAUGAAGUGCCCUGGACCCAGCACGAGUAUGAACUCGCCCAGUGGGGUUUCAGGAAGUGGAGAUACCAUCAGUUCACCUCGCUCAGAGACCAGCUAUGGGGUAAUGCUGUGUAUCUCAAAGAAGCCAAUGCCAUCAGCGUGGAGCUCAAGAAGAAGGUCCAGUUCCAGUUUGUCUUACUUACUGACACGCUGUAUUCCCCGCUGCCCCCUGAGCUGCUGCCUCCAGAGUCAGAGAAAGAGCGUGACGCAAGGCCUUUCCCUCGAACCGCGGUGGCUGUAGAGGUCCAAGACCUGAAGAAUGGAGCCACUCACUAUUGGUCCCUGGAGAAGCUGAAGCAGAGGCUGGAUCAGAUGAGAGAAAUGUACGAUCGAGCUGGGGAGAUGGCCUCGUCCAAUCAGGAAGAGGAUGGAGAAUGUGCCCUGACCGGCAGUGACCCGUUCUACGACCGUUUCCAUUGGUUUAAACUGGUUGGGAGCUCACCUAUUUUUCACGGCUGCGUGAACGAGCAUCUGGUGGACCGAACGCCCUCACCCACCUUCUCCACCAGCGACUCUGAGAUCACAGAGCUGGCUGAUGAACGGCAGAGCGAGAUGGAAGACUUGAUAGACGACGAGGCCUUCAUAGAUGACGCCAGCUCUGAUGCUGGAACAGAAGAGGGCUCCGACAUCUUCAGUGAUGGGCAGGACCCCUUUUAUGACAGGUCCCCCUGGUUCAUCCUGGUGGGCAGAGCCUUCGUGUACCUUAGUAACCUGCUGUACCCUGUGCCCCUGGUGCACCGUGUCGCUAUAGUAACAGAGAAGGGAGAUGUGCGAGGAUUCCUGCGAGUGGGGGUUCAAGCCAUCGCUGCGGAUGAAGAAGCUCCUGAUUAUGGAUCUGGUGUGCGUCAGUCAGGCACCGCUAAGAUUUCAUUCGAUGAUGAAUAUUUUAAAAAGAGUGAUUUCUCCUCCAUGGUCAAGACACACUCUGGGCUCUCUUUGGAGGAACUGAGAAUUGUAGAAGGUCAAGGUCAGAGUUCAGAGGUCAUCACCCCCUCGGAAGAGAUGAACAGAAUAAAUGACAUGGAUCUAAAGCUCAACAACAUGGACACGAAGCUGGGCGACAGUUUGGCAGAUCAUCUGGAGGUGGGCAGUAUCUUCACCUUCCGCGUCACCGUCCUGCAGGCGAGCGGAGUCCCGCACGAGUACGCAGACAUCUUUUGCCAGUUCAAUUUCCUCCAUCGUCACGAUGAGGCGUUCAGCACCGAGCCGCUGAAGAACACAGGAAAAGGCUCCCCGCUGGGUUUCUACCACGUACAGAAUAUCUCGGUGGAGGUGACAGAAUCCUUUAUUGAAUACAUAAAGACCAAGCCAAUCGUGUUUGAGGUGUUCGGCCAUUACCAACAGCAUCCACUGCACCUUCAUGGACAGGAAGUGGUCAGCCCGUCUCAGCCUUCCAGGAAGUACUACCCCCCACCCAUGCCUCUGUCCAAACCAGUGCCGGCCACUAAACUCAACACCAUCACCAAGUCCAACCUGGGUCAAUGUGUGAGCAAGUAUGACCUGCUGGCCUGGUUUGAGAUCAGCGAACUGGAGCCAACUGGAGAGUAUAUUCCAGCAGUGGUGGAUCACACAGGGGGGCUUCCUUGUCACGGCACCUACCUGCUGCACCAGGGCAUCCAGCGCAGAAUUACAGUCACUCUGAUUCACGAGAAAGGAUGUGAAAUGUACUGGAAAGAUGUCAGGGAGCUGGUAGUUGGUCGAAUCAGGAAUAAACCAGAAGUGGACGAUUCGGCUUCAGAUGCCGUUCUGUCGCUCAACAUCAUCUCUGCGAAAUACCUGAAAUCUUCUCACAAUUCCAGCAGCCUGUGCAUUGAUAGCGAUAUCGCUAGGACAUUCUACCGCUUCGAGACAGUCUGGGACAGUUCCCUGCACAACUCUCUUCUGCUGAACCGCGUCACUCCAUACGGAGAGAAGAUCUACAUGACUCUGUCUGCUUAUCUGGAGCUUGACCACUGCAUCCAACCUGCCAUCAUUACCAAGGACAUCUGCAUGGUCUUCUACUCUAGAGAUGCUAAGAUCUCUCCUCCACGCUCCCUGAGGAACCUGUUCGGAAGCGGUUACUCCAAGACCCCUGACUGUAAUAAAGUAACUGGCAUCUAUGAGCUCAGCUUGUGCAAGAUAGCCCACACAGGAAGCCCAGGUAUGCAGCGACGGAGACGGAAGAUUCUGGAUACGUCCGUGGCUUACGUGCGUGGAGAAGAGAACCUGGCUGGCUGGAGGCCCAGAGGAGACAGUCUGAUCCUCGAGCAUCAGUGGGAACUGGAGAAACUCGAGCAGUUGCAUGAGGUGGAGAAGACGCGUCAUCUGCUGCUGCUUCGUGAGAAGCUGGGUGAGACCGCUCCCCCGAAAUCCCUGAGCGACUCUCUGUCCCCCAGCCUGAGCAGCGGGACCCUCAGCACCUCCACCAGCAUCUCCUCUCAGAUCUCUUCUACGACCUUCGAGAGCGCCAUCACGCCCAGCGAGAGCAGCGGAUACGACUCAACGGAUGUCGAGAGCUUGGCAGACCACGAGAAGGACUUGGCAACUAAGUGCCUCCGGCUCCUGACACACACCUUCAACAAUGAAUAUAACCAAAUGUACAACAGCAUCAGUGACUGCAAGUUGUCAGAUAUCUCUCCUAUGGGCCGCGACCCGUCAGUUACUAGUUUCAGCAGUGCCACUCUCACCCCGUCCUCCACCUGCCCGUCUCUGUCAGACUCUCGGACCCCUGAAGCUAACUCUCGCGCCACCAGCCCCUCGUGCUCCGACUACGAGAACUUCCCCAUGGUGCCCAUCCUGGAAACGUCCUACCUGGCGCGCGCCGGCAAACACGAGUUCCUCAACCUUCUGCCUGAUAUUGAGGAGAUGAGACCCGGGUCUGUGGUGUCCAAGAAGGGAUUCCUCAGCUUCAUGGAGCCCCGUUCCAACUCCUGGGUGAAGAACUUUGUGGUGGUCCGUCGACCGUACGUGUUCAUCUACAACAACGAUAAGGACCCGGUGGAGAGGGGCGUGCUGAAUUUGUCCACCGCUCAGGUGGAAUACAGUGAAGACCAGGAGGCCAUGCUCAAGACACCGAAUACAUUUGCCGUGUGCACCAAGCACAGAGGAAUUCUGCUCCAGGCGAAUAAUGACAAAGAUAUGAAUGACUGGCUGUACGCCUUCAACCCACUGCUAGCAGGAACAAUAAGGUCAAAGUUGGCGAGGAGACGGUCCGGUCUGAUGAAGAACUGAACAAGGGUCACGUCGUGCAAAGAUUGUGCUCAUUUUUUUCUCUGUCUACCUUUACAACGUACCAAGUGUGUGAACACUUCUAAAUCUUUGUGAUUCUUGACGGUUUCUCUCGUAUGUAGACCUGUGGCUCUCUUCUCCUCUCCAGCGAAUUAACUUUGAGUUCACCAAAUCUCUCUAUUUCUCUCCUAAUCCAUUGUGUUAUCGGAUUUUUUCUGUCUUCGGUUCUUUGUCAUAACUGAACCUCCUUCAAGUAGCAUGUUGUUAUCGUCCGUUUGCGUGUGCACGAACUUCAGAGCGGGUUCUUCUUUUUCUUGAGUUACUCUCGUCUGUGAAGAUCGUCCUUACCAGUGUUGUCUGCCGGCAACGUCUCGCUCACGUGGCGAUGGCCACAAACCUUACGAGGAAGUUGAUUCGCUAAAAGCCCUUAAAAAAUGCUUUUGGGAAAAUACAAAUAUUAAUAUUGAUAACGUAAUGAUCACACUUUCUCAAUAUAAGGAAAAAAAACUAAACGGCUUUGCUUCGGGUACUGUUAAGUUCGUUCUUGUUCCGACAAGGGAUCUGUUACAAAAUAGAUGUUUAGAUGGACCAAAGCACUGCUCGAAGAUUUUCUAAUGAGGAAGGAAAUUUCCUCUCAAAAUGAAUGUUAUUGCAGUAUUGGAUUUGCCGAAUCUGAGCAAGCUGUGAUAGUUCUGUACAUACACCAGUUUAUUCAUAAGCCCUUAACUGUACCAUGUCGCAGUGUAUUUGCUUGACACGAGAUCCACAUAUCAAAGUCGUAAAACAUAAUAUGUAACAAUGAGAACAUUACUAGCAGGGAAAUACACUGAUAUAUCACCAUUUUCCGUAGCCUAUAAGAGUGUUCUGCUCAGCAUACACGAUUCCCUACAUUAGAUUAGGAACAACAAUGGUGCAAAAAGUUACCUUAAACAGAACCUCUGAAUGAAAGUCCAUCUGUACAAACUUUCAGGGCGCUUCUCAUGAACACACAGUCUUUGCUUUCUGUUCUUAUUGUAUUACGAAAAGACAACGAUAAAGGCCACGUGUGGUUUGCUCGCACAGUAGGUUUCGCCUCUUUUGAAAGACGUAUGCUUGAGAAAGAUACCGACGGUUACGAAAUAAUAGAUUGAAUGUUUUAACGUGGUCUUCUUCGACUCGAUAUCUCAAGGCCACUCAAACCUCAUAAAAGUCAUUAAACCAGCCUUUUUACCCCUUUGAGAAUGAGAGGGGUUUAUUAGUUACGGGAUUUUAAUAUUAUUGAACGUUCACCGUGUAUCUUUAUACUGUCCUGAUUAUCUUAACUUAUUUUUAAAAACAUUCCAUCAGUGUUUCACAUGAUCUAAAUGACAGAUUCGUUCUGGAAGGCUGUGUAGGCUAGAGCACUUUUUAUUCAGUUAUCUAUACAGACCAAUUUUGAUCACUAAAACAUUACCGUUUCAUCACCGACUAAUGGGUUUCUAAGAAAUUGACGCUGGACGGGUCAUGUAUGUGCAGUGAAGGGAAAAAGGAUGGUGUGCAUUUUGUUUUUCGUUAUGGAAAUCUUUGCUCUGUAUAUUUAAAAUGAUACUCAGUGACUGCGGAGUUAUUGUCUUAUACUGGUGAAAUUAUUUCGACAUGAGGGAUUUGACUGGGCAUUUUAGAGUCCUCUGGCCAGACAACCAGCAGGAAUUACUGUCAGCAGAUUCUGAAGUGAAGUAGUUUCAAUAUUAUGAAGUCAAUUUUCUUGCUGCUUAUAGACGCACAUUGACGUCGAUGAAGAGGUUUAGCACUUUUUCACAGAAAAACACAUGAAAGUAGCUCUGGAGAAUUGGGCCUUCUGGUCGGCCAGCCUGAGGAGUUCUACUGAGCUGUUGGAUUGUUACACAUCUGUGAAAUUUUCGAUAUUUAAUAUUCAGAGACGGCACAUAAAACGAGUGCAUAAUAAGGACAUUUAUUACCUUUGUUGCAAUGAAGUUUAGUAAACAUUAGCAUUUAAAUUUAAGUGUUUUGGAUUUUUCGCCAGGGCAAAGAUUUUCGUUUUUUACCAGCUUUGUUGAGUGGUUUGGUUGACUAAUGUAAAGUUAUAGAUAUUCAUAAUGAAUUUCACUAACUGUAUUUAUUGUUUCGCAAUGUAUAUAUUAGUUUGCAGUUCUUUGCACAUAAUAUGCGUUUAUACGAGUAACAGAACAAAUAAAGCUUGAACUAUGGUUUUGUCGUUUUCUCAAAUGGAAAACCAAACGGUUUUUGAUUUUUUGUGUUUUACUCAUUUGAAGUGGACUUUGAAUGUACCUUGAAUUUCUCUAAAAAUGCAUGAAUUAAGGGAAAAUAAGAUUUUCAUCUGGGACUGAGGUGUUGCAAUUUAUUUUCUUCAUUUUAAGGGCAUUCCAAAUAAACAUCAUGCCUACUCAUUGUGGUAAAGCAACAGAAAACAUUCAACCGUGGCAUUAACACUGUACAUUAUUUGUCAGAUUGGCUUCAUUUUCAUACUUAUUUUGUAAAUAUUACAUGUUGAAUGGAACUUGGAUUAAAAUGUAAAUAUGUCCCCUGUAUUUGUAAUAAUCAUAAUCCAUUCGCUGUAUAGCCUAGAUGUGUAAUGCAUAUAUCUUAAUUCUGUGUAUGGUAAUCUUGCACCAUUGACCUGUUUAGUGAAUGAGGUAAAAAAUAAAAUUACAGCCAGUGCAUUA